This is a messenger RNA of Penicillium argentinense, 2766 nucleotides long. RefSeq names its product putative DNA excision repair protein (Rad26L). The record is from RefSeq and is a predicted model, not a curated record. Lineage: Eukaryota; Fungi; Ascomycota; Eurotiomycetes; Eurotiales; Aspergillaceae. Gene Ontology annotation, molecular function: ATP binding; ATP-dependent chromatin remodeler activity. The transcript is spliced from 2 exons. Bases 1 to 2766 code for a protein of 921 amino acids.
AUGGAAAGAUACGGCGCAGAGAACGAGGUCAUCAUCCUCGACUCAGAGGACGACGAUGAUUUAGAAGUGACGCGGUAUUCGGAGGAGCCCGCUUCUUCUGGCAGGGAUCGCGAACGAGUGAAAGCCGAAGAUAAACCAUAUACCCUAUCUGCCAAGCGAGAAGCUAGCAAUGCGCCGUCUCCCCUAGCGACGAAUCCUCCGGUGAAACUCCAAUUCGAUCAUAGCGGCGACGACUUCAACGACGGCGAGGCUGUGUAUAAGAAGUUCAAGGAUCGCAAAUCCCUGAAGCGCAAGCAGACCGCGGCUGCCAACCGUAAAGCGAAACAACCGAAGAAAGAACCUCCCAGUGAUGGCGGCGUGGGCCUUCGCCAGCAGCAGCUUACAACCAGGGAUCAGGGACAUGUGCAACAACACUACGACGACGUACACUCAGAGGAUGAACUGUUGGAGGACUCUCUUCCAGACUACGUCCAGCGUCGGAGAACCCAGUUCGACCGAAAACGCGAACAUCUCCAAGAGCACGGGCUAAAACUACCACCUUCUUACGACGAGGUCGACUUUUCUGAUGACGAACGUCUUGAACACUUGCAAGAGCGGCCAGUCUUCCGGGACAUGACUCCAGUCCGCGAGUACAAAGAUAUAAUACUUACCUGCUCCGCGGGCCUGAUCCCUGCACCUGUCGCGCAAUGGCUUCGACCGUACCAGGUGGAGGGAGCGGCUUUCCUCCAUGAGAUGUUUGUCUACCAGAAGGGCGGAAUACUCGGUGACGAUAUGGGUCUAGGCAAAACAAUCCAGGUCAUUGCAUUUCUGACCGCGGCCUACGGCAAGACUGGAGAUGAACGUGACACGAAACGCAUGCGAAAGAUGCGGCGAACUGAGGGAGCCACCUGGUACCCUCGAACUCUCAUAGUUUGUCCCGGGACUUUGAAAUCGAAUUGGAGGGCCGAACUCGAACGAUGGGGCUGGUGGCACGUGGACGAGUUCCAUGGCCCAAACAAAGAGCUUGCCCUCCAUGCUGCAAGGUCUGGGAGAGUCGAAAUUCUCAUCACGACCUACGACACCUACGCAGGUAACAGAGACGCGAUCAAUAUGGUAGAAUGGGACUGCGUUAUUGCGGAUGAAUGUCACAAAAUCAAGGAGCGAAAGGCUCUGAUCACACAGGCCAUGAACGAAAUCAACGCUCUUUGCCGCAUCGGCCUUACAGGCACGGCGAUUCAGAACCGAUAUGAAGAGUUGUGGACGAUCUUGAACUGGUCGAACCCAGGCAAGCUCGGUCCCAUAGCUACAUGGAAAACGCACAUUGCGGAUCCUCUGAAAGUCGGACAAUCACACGAGGCGACCUGGAGCCAACUCCGCAAAGCCCGAAGGACAGCCAAAAGGCUAGUUGAUAACCUGCUGCCACGAUUCUUUUUGCGUCGUAUGAAGACAUUGAUUGCAGAUCAAUUGCCCAAGAAAAGUGACCGGGUAGUCUUUUGCCCGUUGACUGAUACGCAAGCAGAAGCCUAUGAGAACUUCUUGGACAGUGUCAUCGUGGAGUAUAUCAUGUACUCCACGGAAAAGUGCGGCUGUGGCUCAGGUAGGAACGCCGGAUGGUGCUGUCGAAAGCUUGUUCCUGGCACAGGGAGUACCUGGCAAUCAUUUGUCUUCCCGGCCAUCAACAUUCUGCAGAAACUCAGCAAUCACCUUGCUAUUCUCAUACCACAGAAUUCUGAUACGAGAGAAAAGCAAGAGAAGGAAAUGGAGAUGCUCCAGAUCGCGUUGCCAAAUCAAUGGAAAGAACUGUAUCGAUCUCGAGAUUCGAUUGUCAAUUUUGCAACUCCUGAGUUCUGCGGCAAGUGGAAAGUCCUUCGAAAGCUGCUGAAGUGGUGGCAUUCAAAUGGAGACAAGGUCCUUGUUUUCUCACACAGCGUCCGUCUACUGAAAAUGCUUCAAAUGCUCUUCGUGCACACUAGCUAUAACGUGAGCUAUCUCGACGGAUCGAUGCCAUACGACGAUCGCACAAAGGCCGUGAAUGAGUUCAACUCCGAUCCCAAGCAGUUUGUGUUUUUGAUAUCCACCAAGGCUGGUGGUGUCGGUCUGAAUAUUACAUCUGCAAACAAGGUCGUAGUGGUGGAUCCCAAUUGGAACCCAUCUUACGAUCUCCAAGCACAAGAUCGGGCGUACCGAAUUGGUCAAGUCCGAGAUGUUGAGGUGUUUCGACUUGUUUCUGCUGGUACCAUUGAGGAAAUUGUCUACGCGCGACAAAUCUACAAACAGCAGCAAGGAGAGAUCGGAUACACCGCCAGCUCCGAGCGCCGAUACUUUAAAGGUGUCCAGGCGAAAGCCGACCAACAGGGCGAGAUCUUCGGCUUGAAGAACCUGUUCAAGUACGAACAUGAAUUUCUUGUCUUGCGUGAUAUUCUCGACAAGACCAACAUCGCCGAAAGUCGAGCCGGUGUGAAUGUCAUGGAUUUCGACUUCAAAAAGGAAGAGACACCCGGCUACGCCGAUGACAUGCCCACCAAGGCCGAGGAUGAAGCCAUGAGCCAACUUGCUGCGAUGAUUCGCGGCGAAGGUGAAGAUACCAAGCCCAAGGCCCCUGCACGCAAGCAUGAUCCGAUCCAAGCGAUCCUCGCUGGAGCUGGCGUUGAGUAUACGCAUCUCAACAAUGAAGUGAUUGGCUCUUCUCGAGUUGAGGAACAGCUCAGUCGUCAUGCCCAGCAGGCCUCUGAUGAGCCAGAGGGAAACAUACAAGUUUUCGGGCCCUCGAAAAUGCCCCAGUAUUGA